AUGCCCAAGCUGCGAGUAGCCGUUUACAGGAAGCCCGCGGCCUCUUCCCCGCCCUGGCCCGCGCUCCGGAGCCGCCUGGCCGGCGGCGGAGCGAGGGCCGGGCGAGGCGCGGGCCGGGCGGCAGGGCGCUCGGGCCCCGCGACGGCACGACGGAGCCCCCGCACGGCCGGCGGCAGUCGGGUGGCGGCUGGACCGGGACCCCGUAGCGGGAAGCGGCGGCGGCGGGGCGGCGGCGGCGGCGGCGGGGGCGGCGGCGCCAUGGAGCCGCGGGAGGUGAAGGACCGGAUCCUGGAGAACAUCUCGCUGUCGGUGAAGAAGUUGCAGAGCUACUUUGCCGCCUGCGAGGAUGAGACGCCUGCCAUCCGGAACCACGACAAGGUCCUGCAGCGCCUGUGCGAGCACUUGGACCACGCCCUGCUGUAUGGACUGCAAGACCUCUCAUCUGGCUACUGGGUGCUCGUGGUGCAUUUCACCCGGAGAGAGGCCAUCAAACAGAUCGAGGUGCUGCAGCACGUGGCCACCAACCUGGGGCGCAGCAGGGCCUGGCUAUACCUGGCGCUCAACGAGAACUCUCUGGAGAGCUACCUGCGGCUGUUCCAGGAGAACCUGGGUCUGCUGCACAAAUACUACGUCAAGAAUGCCCUGGUCUGCAGCCACGAUCACCUGACUCUCUUCCUGACCUUGGUGUCUGGGCUGGAGUUCAUUCGAUUUGACUUGGAUCUGGACGCCCCUUACUUGGACUUGGCCCCCUACAUGCCUGACUACUACAAACCUCAGUACCUGCUGGACUUCGAAGACCGCCUCCCCAGCUCCGUGCAAGGUUCGGACAGCCUGUCCCUCAACUCCUUCAACUCCGUCACCUCCACCAACCUGGAGUGGGAUGACAGCGCCAUUGCCCCAUCCAGCGAGGAUGGAGACCUCACAGACACUGUCAGCGGGCCCCGCUCUACCGCCUCGGACCCGACCAGCAGCAAGGCUUCCACCAAGAGUCCCACCCAGCGCCACAACCCUUUCAGUGAGGACCAGGCAGAGACCGUGUCCUCCUCCGACACCACCCCUGUGCACACCACGUCCCAGGAGAAGGGGGAAUCCCGCACUCUUGACCUGCCAGACGCCUGCACGGAGCUGGAGGUCAUCAGGGUCACCAAGAAGAAGAAAACCGGCAAGAAGAAGAAGACCAGAUCGGAUGAGGAAGCUAGCCCGCUUCACCCCUCCUCCAGCCAGGACAGCUGCGCCAGGCGGGGCGAUGGUGACAGCCUCGUCAGCAGCCCAGGCCUUGGGCGGGCCUCACCGGACGCUACCUUCACUUCCCCCCAGGAGGAGGGAGAGGGGCCCAGCGGCACAGCUGAGAGCAGCGAGCUCCCGGAGCCGGGCCAGAUGGGUCUGCUCAUCCCCGAAAUGAAGGACACCUCCAUGGAGCGCUUGGGGCAGCCCCUGAGUAAGGUCAUCGACCAGCUCAACGGGCAGCUGGACCCCAGCGCCUGGCGCUCCCACAUCCAGUCCCCAGACCAGUCCUUUCGGACCGGCUCUCCCGGGGAUGCCCCGGAGAAGCCGCCAUUUUGCGACUUUAGUGAGGGGCUUCCAGCCCCAAUGGACUUCUACCGCUUUACCGUCGAGAGUCCAAGCGCUCUUACAUCAAGUGGCAGCAACCAUGACCCUGCAGGGCCUGGCCAACCGCUGCAUGUUCCUGGUGGCCCUGCGACUGCUGGCCAAGAAGAGGGAGGAGGAAGAAGAGAGGGACAGGCACCUGGGCCCCUAGAGGACACCCCGGGGGAAGCCCGGGAGCCAGAGACCCGGGGCCUGGAGACGCAGUUGCCCCCUGCGGGUGACGGACCUGUGCCCGAAGCAGAGCCCGGGACCCACGAGGCUCUCUGCCAGCUCAAGCGAGACCAGCCCAGCCCGUGUCUGAGCAGCGCUGAGGACUCGGGGGUGGAUGAGGGGCAGGGGAGCCCUUCUGAGAUGACCCACUCGGCAGAGUUCAGGGUAGACAACAAUCACUUACUCCUGCUGAUGAUCCACGUGUUUCGAGAAAACGAAGAGCAGCUCUUCAAAAUGAUCCGGAUGAGCACCGGGCACAUGGAGGGCACCCUGCAGCUGCUGUACGUGCUGCUCACAGACUGCUAUGUCUACCUGCUCCGGAAAGGGGCCGCGGAGAAGCCAUACCUGGUGGAAGAGGCAGUUUCUUACAACGAACUUGACUAUGUGUCGGUGGGCCUCGACCAGCAGACGGUGAAGCUGGUGUGCACCAACCGCAGGAAGCAGUUUCUGCUGGACACGGCUGACGUGGCCCUGGCUGAGUUCUUCUUGGCUUCUUUGAAGUCCGCCAUGAUCAAAGGCUGCCGGGAGCCACCUUACCCCAGCAUCCUGACUGAUGCCACCAUGGAGAAGCUGGCACUGGCCAAAUUCGUGGCCCAGGAAUCUAAGUGUGAGGCCACCGCUGUCACCGUGCGCUUCUACGGGCUUGUGCACUGGGAGGACCCCCUGGAUGAGUCCCUGGGUCCAGUGCCCUGCCACUGCUCACCCCCUGAGGGCGCCAUCACCAAAGAAGGCAUGCUGCAUUACAAGGCGGGCACCUCCUACUUGGGCAAAGAGCACUGGAAGACUUGCUUCGUGGUCCUCAGCAACGGGAUCCUCUACCAGUAUCCUGACCGCACAGAUGUCACCCCUCUGCUCUCUGUGAACAUGGGGGGGGAGCAGUGCGGUGGCUGUCGGAGAGCCAACACCACGGAUCGGCCCCACGCCUUCCAGGUCAUCCUCGCCGACCGGCCCUGCCUGGAGCUGAGCGCGGACAGCGAGGCCGAGAUGGCCGGCUGGAUGCAGCAGCUCUGCCAGGCCGUGUCCAAAGGGGUCAUCCCCCAGGGGGUGACCCCCAGCCCCUGCAUCCCCUGCUGCCUGGUGAUUACCGAUGACCGCCUCUUCACCUGCCACGAGGACUGCCAGACCAGCUUCUUCCGCUCCCUGGGCACAGCCAGGCUGGCCGACAUCAGUGCCGUCUCCACGGAACCCGGCAAGGAGUACUGUGUCCUGGAGUUUUCCCAGGACAGCCAGCAGGCUCUGCCCCCCUGGGUCAUCUACUUGAGCUGCACAUCUGAACUGGACCGAUUCCUGUCUGCGCUGAGCUCCGGGUGGAAAACCAUCUACCAGGUGGACCUCCCCCACAAGGCCACCCAGGAAGCCUCCAGCAAGAAGUUCGAGGAUGCCCUGAGCCUCAUCCACAGCGCCUGGCAGCGGAGCGACAGCCUGUGUCGGGGCAGAGCCUCCCGGGACCCCUGGUGCUGAGGCGGAGCUGGCCGGCACCCCCCCACCCCCCGCGGGCCAAGAAAGGCGAGCGGAGCAGCACACGCAGUGGCCCGCUGGGGCACCAUGCCGCUUGGGGCCUGGCUUCCACCCCUGUUCCACAGCCCACUCCCACCCUGGGGGACAGAACCACCGACCGGGGCCUGAGACGGGGUCUCUCCCCUCCCAGGGAUCCAGAAUGGGUGCUCCGCACACCCCUGGGCAUCCUGCCUGGCCAGUGGUGCCCGGAGAGUGCUGCUGGGGCGGAGGGUCUGAGCCCUAUGGGCUCUGUGUACGCGGCACAUCCGGAUGUAUCUGCGUCUCUUCAGGACGGCAGUGAGAAUAGUAUCAGCUUUGAGGGGAGCGGAAGGACCGAGAAGGCAGCAGUCCCCUCUUCCUCUCCCGAGUGAGAGGUCUGGGCGGAGACCCGGCCAUCCUUGUUCAUUUUUGAACGUUCAGCCGGCUGUGCAGGGAGGCCGGGCACUAAGGUCUCGGUGCAUGUUUCCUCCUCGCUAUCUCCGGCCCCCGGCACACUGCUGCCUGCCUCGCCAGGGCCCACAGCCGCGGGCAGGGGCAGGGGCCGGGCCGGCCCUCCCUGGCUGCCCAGCGGCCCCGCAUGUCCACGGCCCCCUGCCCCUGUCUCUCCCCAAACCGCAGCGGCUGGAGGACCCGGGAGGACCCGGGAGGACCCAGGAGGACCCAGGAGGCAGGCUGUUUCCGUUUGCAGGGAGCAAAGGGGAGGGAGGAGGGCUCGGAGAGGAAUGGAGCCCACCAGCCUGGCGUCCCCGUGGGUGCCUCCUGACCAUCCCCUGCUUGGCUGGAUCCGGGCCCUUCUGGAGAGUUUUAUCAAGGGCCCGCCGGGGGAAGGGGUCAGAUGGUCUGGGUUUUGUUUGUUGUUUCUUUUCUUUUUUUUUUUUUUUAAAUAAAAUAGACACGUUAUAUUGCCAAGA
Messenger RNA from Lynx canadensis (Canada lynx), 4226 nucleotides. RefSeq names its product pleckstrin homology and RUN domain containing M2 (gene PLEKHM2). The record is from RefSeq and is a predicted model, not a curated record. Lineage: Eukaryota; Metazoa; Chordata; Mammalia; Carnivora; Felidae. Gene Ontology annotation, biological process: lysosome localization; positive regulation of membrane tubulation; regulation of protein localization. The coding region runs from base 1 to 3279 and encodes 1092 amino acids. Gene Ontology annotation, cellular component: endosome membrane. Gene Ontology annotation, molecular function: kinesin binding. The transcript has 20 exons.